Molecule: messenger RNA, 3003 nt
Organism: Manihot esculenta (cassava)
Lineage: Eukaryota; Viridiplantae; Streptophyta; Magnoliopsida; Malpighiales; Euphorbiaceae
Exons: 4
Coding region: 158-1132 (324 amino acids)
Source: RefSeq, a predicted model, not a curated record
AGGAAAAUCCCUUUUCACUAAAACCCCAAAAAAACCCUUCUAAAACCCCUGAACGGCUGAACCUCAGUUCUAGGGUUUUAAUAACACGAGAUUGUCUUCUACUUCAAAUGCAUAAUAGCAUUUUCUCUUGUAGCUUCUCAAAAGGAUCAACUGGCAUAUGCUUCGAUCUUCCUGCAGGAUUUCCUGUGGGGAAUCGGCAUUUUUUUUCUCCAACAUCUGGAACUACUCAAACCAGAGCUUAUUACAUCCAGCAAACAAGUGUUUCACUGUCCGUUCUGAGAUCUGCAAUCAUUCCUCUAGAAGAUAUUCAAGCCAUUUUAACUCUCCUCCUAAAUUACAAUCUGGUGAAACUUAUUCAAUUCUUCAGUCUAGUGGUCUUCAGCACUGGUUUAAAAACUGGAAGGAGCAAAGAAAGGAUAAACUGACAGCAAGCACUUUUGGUGGGGCUAUUGGCUUUUGGCCUAGACGAAGAGUUCAACUUUGGUUAGAGAAAAUUGGUGCAAUAGAACCAUUUUCUGGUAACUUGGCCACUUGUUGGAACAACAUCAAAGAGGAGGAAGCACUUGAAAGAUACAAGCUUAUUACUGGAAAUACAGUUUUAUUUCCUGAAUUUCAGAUCUAUGGUAAGAAGAACUCAGAAGAUGAUUGGCUAGCAGCUUCACCUGAUGGGGUGGUUGAUAGUGUAGUUUAUGGUUUGCCUUGCCGAGGAGUUCUGGAAAUAAAGUGUCCUUUUUUUAAUGGAGAUAUGAGCAAAGCCACACCUUGGAAACGGAUUCCCCUUUACUGUAUUCCCCAAGCUCAGGGUUUAAUGGAAAUACUGGAUAGAGAUUGGAUGGAUUUCUAUGUUUGGACUCCUCGAGGGAGUAGUCUAUUCAGGUUAUAUCGAGAUGCAGAAUACUGGGAUGUUCUCAAAAUAGCACUUUCUGAUUUUUGGUUGAAGCACGUCCAACCAGCAAGGGAGAUAUGCAGGAAAUCUGUGAUAACGAAUCCCCUCACUGAACUAACAUUGUUCAAGCCUGCUCCUAGGCAUGAAUAUUGUAGAUAUAUAGUUUAUGAAAGCAAACACAUUGUUGAUAGUUCCAGGUUAUUGAUUCGUGAAAUUAAUGGGGAACUACAAAACACAUGGACCUAGAUGUUUAUAUAUUGGAUACUCAAUUUGUGCGGUUAAGGGCUGAUGGAGUUCAUGUCCUAAGGGUUGAUGGAAUUCACUCACAAACUUGUUAGAGAACUUCUUCUGAAAUGUGAUGAAUACUUGGUUCACAAAUUUACAAAUUAGUGUUUACAGAUACAAAGACGUCUUGCACAAAAUGGGGAGGCUCAUAAAAGCCGUUUACAGAAAAAGGCUUAUGUUCAGCAGUUAGAAUCAAGUUGUUUAAAGCCGACUCAGUUGGAGCAGGAGCUUGAAAGAGCUGGACAUCAGGCAGGGAGAACAUUAAUAUUUUGUGAAUAAAUGACCUUUUUUGUUAUCAUAUUGACCUAAUAAACGAGGCAAAUAUGUAUACAUAUCAUGGCAGAGUUUCUUUAUAGGUGGAGUAGAAACUAGUCAGAUGGGGUUUGCUGGACCAAUAAAAUCAGGUUUGUUUGUCAAAUUUCUGGCAUCAGGAUAUGUUUGGUUUUAUUUUGCUUCCAAUGUUAAUCCGUCUAAUUGAAAGCACGUCUCCCCCACUCUGUGGUAGGUUAAUGAUUGACAUUUUAGGAAGUAGGAACUAGGAACCCUUAUUGGAUAUACAUGCAAAAAGCUUUUAAAUAAAGAUCACAAAUGUUUUGUAUGAUUAUACUUUAUCUGAUGUUGAUAGCAUAUAUGAUUUUCAUUAGUUUUGUCUUAAAAUCUUGAUAGAGAACAAGGCUACUAUAAAAAAAGAAUGGUAGGAGCUGAUCAGGAGAACAGCUUAAACUUGAAGUUUUUAAAGUUUGAAUGCAUCUGUUCUGAAAUUAUGUCACAGAGAAUGCACUCCAAUUGGCAAUACAGAGCAAAAUGUUGUCCAACAACUACAAGUAUAAGACCCACCCAGAUAAAUGUAUUAUUUGUAUAUACUCACUGGUGGUCCAUGUGAUAAUUAAAAUUCAUGUUUCUUGAUGGUUGAUGUGCCAUUGUUCUAAGUUUUCUUCUCUCAACUUACCAGAGCUAUAUUCUCAUAUGUUUCUCUAUUCUAUUAUAAGCCGACAAUGAAGUCUCUGCAGGUAUUGCAACUUUUGAGAUGGAGUAUAGACACUGAUUGGAAGAACAAAGCAAACACAUAUGCAAUUUAAGAAAUGCUAUAAAUGUUCAUUUAAGUGAUAUUGAGCUUCGUAUACUCGUAGAGAGCGCCAUAAAUCAUUACCCUGAACUUUUCAUAUGAAAGCAAUUGCUGCUAAGGCUGAUAUUUUCUAUCUGAUGUCUGGAAUGUGGAAAUCAUCAGUGGAAAGGUUUUUCUUGUGGAUAGGAGGAUUCGCCCUUCAGAGCUUCUUAAGGUGUUGUACAAAGAUUAUGCAUUCUUUAUGCUUGCUGGACCAUCUUCACCAGAUACCUCUGCAGCAAAUGUCGCUGAUCUUAACAGUAUAUCAAGCAGCUGGAGGUUUGCUUGCCUUGGGGGAGUACUUCGAACUAUUACGAGCAUUAAGCACAAUUUGGGUGACUAAUCCUUGCGAGCUUGCCUAACAUUGCAUUACAAGGAAGAUAGCAAGUGAAAUCCAUGGAGAUGAGUCAUCUGCAGAUCUAUCCACAUGCAGCCAAAUGUUUUACCUUUUGGUAAUGAUGUUCUAAAACUAUAUUAAAUUGGAGCUGCUGACAUUUUUCAAGCAGCUGUCAAUACAAUUGACAAGUUGUAAAUGUAGGUAGCUAUUAUAUCAAAAGCGAAAGUUCUCAGUCGAAUCAAAAUUUUCAAUGCCUGGCAUAUGCUGUGUUGUUUUCAAAUGAUAUAGCUUGUUUUGAGUAUGAAACCAGAUCGUCAUGUAAAUUUUUGCUGAAUUUUCUUCUGUAUUUUAAAUGUCAUAUACAUAAAGGUGAUGGUUGUUGGAUGUGUA